Messenger RNA from Aspergillus heteromorphus CBS 117.55, 705 nucleotides. RefSeq lists its product as uncharacterized. NCBI's taxonomy places the organism in Eukaryota, Fungi, Ascomycota, Eurotiomycetes, Eurotiales, Aspergillaceae. The transcript has a single exon. The record is from RefSeq and is a predicted model, not a curated record. Bases 99 to 557 code for a protein of 152 amino acids.
UUUCCUUCGAGAAUUCCCUCAGACUUCUAUUCUAUUCUUCUAUUCUUCUCAUCUCGUCAUCCCUUUCUUCCUUCGACACGACUAUUCUCCACUAAGAAAUGAACAAUAACACUCAAACAUCCAACACACUUAAGCGGGCCUUCUCCCAUUCUUCUUCCACUUCCACCUCCACUUCCUCAUCAACCACCACCACAACCACCAAACCCUCCACUCGCAAAAACACCCGGUUUUCUCGCGCAAAGAGAUUCCUUCGCUCGCGCUCUACCUCCCCAUCCUCCAGCCUCGACAUCCCUCGAAGCACUCCCUCACACCCACACUCCACCAUGACUCCCGCAGCCAUGUCUCCCAGAUCCUCCCUCGACAGCAUGGACCACCCCCACACCAAGCAGUCCGCCCCCGCCCGCGACGAUUACCGUCGCUACAGCGGAACUGUGAACCACUACGGCCGGCACUCGAACGACUGGCUGUUCGGGGGCUUCAGUCUACGGGAUACGGUCCGGGGUGGUGUCGAUCGGUUAAGACAUCACCACCACAAUCAUCACAGUGCCAAGGGCUGAAUUUGACGGUGUUUGGUGAUUGAGAUUAUAUAUACCUACCUACCUACCUACCUAUCUACCUUUUGGGACUCGAUCUUCCAUUUGGUGUUGGUCUAUCUGUCUAUCUACACUGGGACCAGACAUUACGAAGAUGCGGAGGUUCUCACUC